Bactrocera oleae (olive fruit fly) is the source of this 2136-nucleotide messenger RNA. RefSeq names its product serendipity locus protein beta. Gene Ontology annotation, biological process: regulation of transcription by RNA polymerase II. The record is from RefSeq and is a predicted model, not a curated record. Gene Ontology annotation, molecular function: chromatin insulator sequence binding. Lineage: Eukaryota; Metazoa; Arthropoda; Insecta; Diptera; Tephritidae. Gene Ontology annotation, cellular component: chromosome.
AACGAGUGACUUGACUGUAGAGUAAUUCUAUACAAUGUCAAAACGAAAGUGCUGCCAAGUAAACCAAUCCAACGAGUCGAACUUAAGGCAUUUGCACACACAGGAAAACAUAACAACCAGUUCUUGGAACGAAGUUUACAAAUCACAGUUGCUGUUUAUUACAAGGAACAGUUCUGCCGCCACAAAGAUUAAUAUACUAACUACUAAACUAAAGCUAUUUCGAAUGACAAAUACCUAAAUAAAAAUUUAACAAUUGGAUUGUAAUGAAUUGUUUUCUUUUGUCAAUUUACACAGCUCUAACAAUAUCGAUAAGCUUUAGUCGAUUAUGCAAUAACAAAUAGACCCUCAUCAAUGACUGACACCACAAAGAUUGUUGAUAUUUUUACAGCUCCUAUUUUAAUAUUCUCUAUACACAUUUCAAAUUAUACAAAUUUGUACUAAUUGGAGCAUCUCGCUUACAAAAGCAAAUAAAAAUGAACGCUGGGAAUUCAGAAAGUUAUCAAAAAAAGUGUUUUUUAUGUCGGAGGAAAAUCUUAUCUACGCAAAAUCAGAGACUCGUCGACAGCAGUGCAUGUCCCGCAUCAAAGAAAUCCUUUAGGGAUGUAUUAUCUUACUUGGCCCGUCACGCGAAUUCUGAGCUACAUAUUGGCUAUGGCGAAUCUGUUUGUAUAACAUGUCAUUUUGAUGUAGUGGAAUACGACACCUAUCUUAUGAAAGCUUUAAAGAAGCAACGCGCCCUUCUUGAUUUAAUAGAAAAAGCAGUUUUGGGAAUUGAUUCAGACUUUGAUAAUGAAUUUGAUUCGGAUAUGAGCGCACUGGACGAAUUGACCAAUGACCAUUUCUUUGACGAUGCUCAAAUAUCUGAUUCUGAAAUUGCGCAAACUAUAGAUGAUGCUAUUGCAGAAAAAUCGGAGAAUCAUUCAAUAAGUUCAUGUGGAAUAAAUAGAAGAAAUCGUGCGGUUGGGACUAAGUGUGAUUUUUGUGCCAUGCGAUUUCAAACCAAAUCGGGGUUAAAAAAGCAUAUAACAAAUGUACAUAAGAAAUUUAAAUGUGAAUUGUGUAAUUACAGUCAUCGUAAUGAAGAGUACGUAAUGCUACACAUGAACACACAUGAUGGUCGAAAUGAGAACCAAUGUCGUUUUUGUGACAAAGAAUUUUCCACAAAAAUUAGCACAAUUCGUCAUAUGGAAGUACAUUUCAAUUCAAAAAAGUAUCAAUGCGAUAAGUGCGGCCUUUGUUUUUCACAAACAACAGUGUUGUACAAUCAUAAACUACAACACGAAGCUGAAGAACAACCACUUCAGUGUGAGAUUUGUUCACAAGUUUUUAAAACAAAGCGCACGUACCGUCAUCAUAUGAUUACACAUCGGGCGGACCGGCCUCGUUAUAAAUGUGAAUAUUGCACUAAAACGUUUACUGAAAAAUAUACCCUUAAAGUUCACAAACGUGCGCAUCCUGAAGCCAUGGAUUCCAGCGACGUUGCACAAGCAAAGGAGCAGCAACAAAAUACCCCACCAGAGAAUGAAGAAGUGCAAACCCAAGAUAUCAAAUUCAAUUGUGUAAUUUGUGAUCAAAUAUUUACAGCUAAGGAUCAUCUAAAUAAACAUAUGGAGAAAGAGCAUGACGUUAUAAUUAAAUCCUUAACGAUCAAUAAUUUUUCUGAAUUUGAUGUAGUCGAUGACGAGUCAAAGAAAGCUUGUCAUAUAUGCGGUCAAAUGUUCAGUGCACAAGCAAAUUUAGACUAUCAUCUUAAAUAUGUUCACACGAGUACAUUUUAAAAAACAACAAUUAAUUCAUCAGUAAAUUUUGUAAAUUAUAGAUUAGUACUACAUUGAUUUAAAUUUAAGUCUUAGAUAUUAACUUAUUUAUAUAUGUAAGUGUGGUUCAUCACUGCUGAACAGGGUAUACUAAGUUUACCACGAAGUUUGUAACACCCAGAAGGAACUGUCGGAGACAAUAUAUAAAUUGUGUCGAUUUAGACAUGUCCGUCCGUUUAUAAAUACGCGAACUAGAUCAGAACAGAGUUACUAAUUAGUACUAUGUUAAAUAGUAGUUUCACCAUCUGCACUAAUUAUAUAUUUUCCUUUACGAAUAUGCCGAUGACCAAAUAAAAAGAUAUACAAAUAUCCAAAAUUA